CGCGGGGGAGGCGGAGCCAGCAAGUGUAGAAGACGCCCAGCUCCGUCCCCUUUUCUGUGGAGUCUGAGUGAGCCCUCGCAGGUUUUGCCUCCCCACUCUAGAACCGGAUCACCAUGGCGACUGGACAGAAGUUGAUGAGAGCGAUUCGAGUUUUUGAAUUUGGUGGACCAGAAGUGCUGAAACUCCAGUCGGAUAUUGCAGUACCAAUUCCAAAAGACCAUCAGGUUCUGAUCAAAGUCCACGCAUGUGGUGUAAACCCAGUGGAAACAUAUAUUCGUUCUGGUACUUACAGCAGAAAACCACUCUUACCCUAUACUCCUGGUUCAGAUGUGGCUGGUGUAAUAGAAGCCGUUGGAGAUAAUGUAUCCACUUUCAAGAAAGGUGACAGAGUUUUCACUACCAGCACCAUCUCUGGGGGCUACGCCGAGUUUGCUCUCGCAGCAGAUGACAGUGUUUACACACUGCCAGAAAAACUGGACUUUGAGCAAGGAGCUGCCAUCGGUAUUCCCUAUUUUACUGCUUAUCGAGCUCUGCUCCACAGUGCCCGUGUGAAAGCUGGAGAAAGUGUGCUGGUUCAUGGGGCUAGCGGAGGAGUUGGACUAGCAGCAUGCCAAAUUGCCAGAGCUUAUGGCUUAAAGGUUUUGGGCACAGCUGGUACUGAGGAAGGACAAAACAUUGUUUUGCAAAAUGGAGCCCAUGAAGUGUUCAAUCACAGAGAACUUAAUUAUAUUGAUAAAAUUAAGAAAUCUGUUGGUGAAAAGGGAAUUGAUGUGAUCAUUGAAAUGUUAGCUAAUGUAAAUCUUAGUAAUGAUUUGAAUCUUCUGUCAUAUGGAGGACGAGUAAUAGUUGUUGGCAGCAGAGGUCCUAUUGAAAUAAACCCACGGGACACCAUGGCAAAGGAAUCUAGUAUAAUUGGAGUUGCUCUCUAUUCAUCAACUAAGGAGGAAUUUAGGCAGUUUGCAGCCGCCCUUCAAGCCGGAAUGGAAAUUGGUUGGUUGAGACCUGUAAUAGGUUCUCAGUAUUCACUGGAGAAGGUGGCCCAGGCUCACGAAAAUAUCAUCCAUAGCAGUGGGGCUCGUGGGAAAAUGAUUCUUCUCUUAGAAUGAUUAAUUCUUUCAUGUAUUUCCUAUGCAAUUAGAAGUUUCCUGUCCCAGUUUUACUUACACUACCUUUGCUCUAUUCAGCAUUCAUUUGAUUCAGUGAGUUUCUUAUAUUAAAAAACAAGAUUUGCCUUUAGAGAUCUGAGCAUUGGAGUAGAAUUUAUUUUAUAGCUCACAAUAUUCUUUAUGCCUCCCACCUGCCUCUAAUCAAGGAGUCAUCAUAGUAGGAAAUAAAAUGUCAGUAGUCAUUUGGCAUUGGGUGCGUUACAGAAAUUCCUGGUGCUUGAUCAUUAAUUCCAUACCUUUGACUAAAAGAAGCUAAUUCAAAAUAAGACUGUGUGAUUUCCAAACCUACUUGUCCUUGUAAAGGUUCUUUAAUACCUGAUUAGCUCAGAACUGUAUUGGACUCUGAAGAUUUUCUGGACUAAAUAAGAUCCCUUUUCUAAGCUAAUCUCAUCUGGAUCUACAAGUCUCUUGCAAGGGCAAGAUAAACAAUGUCCAGAGAAAUGUGUUUUUUAACAAAUAGUUUUCCACUAUUUCCCCAAUAUUAGAACAUCCACUGUAUUGAUGGUUGAUUACUCAUUAUCCACAUAUUCUUUUUUUUUUAAUUGUAUAUUUAGUGCCACCUUUUUUUAAAUUGUAUUUUAUUAUGUUAAUCACCAUACAUUACAUCAUUAGUUUUUGCUGUAGUGUUCCAUGAUUCAUUGUUUGUGUAUAACACCCAGUGCUCCAUGCAGAACAUGCCCUCUUUAAUACCCAUCACCAGGCUAACCCAUCCCCUCUAGAACCCUCAGUUUGUUUCUCAGAGUCCAUAGUCUCUCCUGGUUCGUCUCCCCCUCCGAUUUCUCCCCCUUCAUUAUCCAUAUAUUCUGUGAAGAGAGCAGCCUUAUUUUUGGCAUAAUGUGAUAGGUAGGUACCUAGUCUCCUGAGAGAUACUUCCUGAUGAUUUGAUUUUCCAAAAUAGAUUUAGAAUUAUCUGAGUGAUGGGAGUUCUAUGUUUUUAUUUAAAUUACUAAACAAAUUUGAUACAUUAAGAGUGAUCUGCUUUUGUCUUCAUUACAUGAUAACCUGCAGUAAAUUCUGUAGAAAAAUAAAACCUGUGUUUAUCUAUUUGGUCUUUAUAUAGUAUUUGCCUUACAUCUCUUUUAUGUAGUUCCUAAUGGUUAAUUUCUAACAGUGUUCUGUGCUGGAAGUCCUUAUCGAAACUAAAUAAAGGGAUGAUUACUUAGAAAUCUUGCCAUCAAUGUCAUGCACAAGGAAAUGAAG
This is a messenger RNA of Callorhinus ursinus (northern fur seal), 2366 nucleotides long. It is a transcript of the gene CRYZ, whose product is annotated as crystallin zeta. Gene Ontology annotation, cellular component: cytosol. NCBI's taxonomy places the organism in Eukaryota, Metazoa, Chordata, Mammalia, Carnivora, Otariidae. Gene Ontology annotation, molecular function: quinone reductase (NADPH) activity; NADPH binding; mRNA 3'-UTR binding. The record is from RefSeq and is a predicted model, not a curated record.